This is a messenger RNA of Vigna radiata var. radiata (mung bean), 1121 nucleotides long. RefSeq lists its product as uncharacterized. The transcript is spliced from 4 exons. The record is from RefSeq and is a predicted model, not a curated record. NCBI's taxonomy places the organism in Eukaryota, Viridiplantae, Streptophyta, Magnoliopsida, Fabales, Fabaceae. The coding region runs from base 375 to 917 and encodes 180 amino acids.
UGUUGUUUUAUUUUGAAUAAUAUAUUUUUCUUUUUGUCAAUCUCUAUUGAAGUUGCCAUCUUUUGGUCUUCUCAACACUGUAACUGAUACCAAACUAUUCUGCUGCCUCCAUCCCUCACAGUCUAUGCAGAGCUUCCCAAAUUCCAACCAAGUGUGAGAGAGGGUAGACAAUCUGGAGGUGAUACUUCUUUGUCUGAAGUGACACUUGUUUGGAUAGUUUCCCAGUAUAUUGUUUCAGUGUGUUGUUAUUCACUUCUACUCCUCCAUUUCAUUCUGCAAAACACUGUAAUGGCUCAACAGCUUGUAUACCAGAUUCAGUUUUUGGUUUUCAAUUUCAAAUUUGGAGGGUGAUAGGGUUGUUGUUGUUGCUGCUGAUGAUGAUGCAGGAAGAAGGGUGGCCUUUGGGGUUGAGAUUCUUGAAUUCUAGACUUGGGCUGGUGAGAAAUGGUUCUGGGUCAGCCUCUUUCAGCACUGUGCUCACUGCUUCUCAUACCCCUUCAACUGAUUCUUCCUCAGAUCUUGACACAGAGUCCACUGGAUCAUUCUUCCGUGACAACAGCAUUACACUUGGCAGCCUCAUUGGUAUUUCUAGCUUCUUAGAACUCUCAGGCAGAUCAACAAGAGGAAGAAUGGUGGAACCCUCGAAGGACAGCAAAAGAAUUCACAAGCUGAAGCCUUGGUUGUUUUCACUUUGUUCAAGGCUAAGUACUGAUGCAGUGAGUGGGAAUGAUGCCCCCUCUCUUGGUCACUACCUUGAAGCUGAGAGAAGAGCAGCGAGUACAUACAGAAGGAACCAGUGUCCUACGACUUAUGGACCCAAUGUUUUCUCCCCUAUUCAAGAUUCAACCUCACUAUUAGUGGUUAGCCAAACUGAUCAUUGGCCGUCUGCUUCAUUGGGUAAUGAUGGUGGACAUUAGCAUGAUCAUAACAGUGAACUAGAAGAGUGAUGGAUAAGGAACACCAAUAGUUUUCUCUUGUUUGUGUGGAUAUUUCAACAUGUGAUGAUCCCUUGUUAUUGAUUUAUAUUUCAUUUAGAGGUGACGGAGUUCUUUAUCUGCUUCAGGAGAUUCUCCUGUUUGGUAAUUAAAUUUCAAGACAUUAAGAUGUUCUGUUCGUACUCC